CGAAAUCGUGGGAUGAUUCCUCUAGUUCCGAAAGAUGGGAAUACCGCCAUCAGGGCAGGAAUAUUUGUUUUGCUCGUGGCUGUUACGAACACUCUUCAGACCGGAUCAUCCGACGAGGCCGCAGCGGAAAGAACAUCAGCUUAUUGGAGAGAUGAAGCCCUCAAGGACCUGAAGUUGAAAAUUUCGCGGAUCCCGAAUGAAGGGAAGGCUCGGAACGUUGUAUUCUUCCUCGGAGACGGGAUGGGAGUCGCGUCCGUGGCUGGGGGCAGCAUCCUCAAGGCCGAACAGAGCGGAAGGACAUAUUCACGGAACACGAAGUUACAGAUGGAGCGGUUGCCGUUCUCCGGCUUAGUCAAGACUCAUUCAAUCGACGGAAUAACACCGGACUCCGCGGCAACGAGUACUGCGUAUCUGUGCGGAGUCAAAACUAAUAAUGGAAUGCUCGGUUUGCUCGGCUCUGUACCUCGGGGUGACUGCGCCGCUUCGCUCGAGCAGCAGAACCAGAUCGAUAGCGUGAUAAAAUGGGCUCAAGCAAACGACAUGUGGACAGGCAUUGUCACCACGGAUUCUGUCCUCGGUGCCUCGCCAGCAGGAGGUUACGCGCACUCCGCCGAAAGGAAAUGGUACAGUUCCGUUCCGGAGGGCUGUGCCGCCAAAGACAUCGCCGAUCAACUUCUCUUCGGCUCGGUUGGCAGCAAAAUGAAAGUCAUACUCGGCGGCGGCCUGCAAGAUUUUUUACCCCCGAGUUAUCCAGCCGAAGGUGAAGAGAGAAUUGAGAACUUGACCGCGCAGAAUUCGACCGGUGUCAGGAAAGACGAGAGGAACCUGAUCCGAGAAUACCUCGAAGCCAACGAAAAGUCCCGCUUCGUCUCUACACGCGAGCAGCUCCUGCAAGUUGAUCCGGAUUCGGUCGAUCGGCUCUUGGGAUUAUUCUCGAAAGAUGCUCUGACUUUUACUCUGGACAGGGACCCAGACUUCAACACUGAGCCCACAAUCGAGGAGAUGACUGAAAUAGCCAUACGGAUCCUCUCGAAUGCUCCUCACGGAUUCUUCUUGUUCGUGGAAGGCGGAAAUAUCGACACAGCUCAUCAUUCCAAUAAGGCGAAACAUUCUCUGGAGGAAGUAAUUCAAUUCGAUAAAGCUAUCGAAUUGGUCGCAAACACCGUCAGCUUCGAGGACACGCUCGUUUUAGUCACCGCGGAUCAUUCUCAUGGAGUGAGCAUCAGCGGCUAUUCUUCCCGAGCCCAAUCGAUUACAGGCGACUCCGACAGCAUGGACCUUGAAAAUAAGACCUACAGGAUCAUAUCUUACCCAACUGGUCCUGGGGAAGAUUAUCCGUCGCUUGUGAAAAUGACCUCCGGGGCUCACAGUGCCGAAGAUGUACCAAUAUAUGCCUCAGGUCCUUGGGCGCAUCUAUUCGAGGGUUCUAUCGACAACACGCUGAUCCCGAAUAUCAUAGCGCACGCAGCCUGCAUCGGGCCUUUUCAAGGCGGAAAGUGUUUAAGGAAGAAGGUAGAAUGAUGGGUGCCAUCUCAGUGGAAUACAAGGGUUUCAGAGUUCCGAAAUACAACAAUGUGAACAAAAUCGAUCUUGGGGUUCCAUGGGGAUGAGUAAGCGCCUCAAUGCAUUUUCAGAAUUGACGCGAGCGAGCUGAAUGCUGAAAGCGACGUCACGCACAACUCAGCUCGAGCAUCGCCGGAGGGGAAGUGAAUGUUUUCCCGCGACCUUGUCAAAAUAUUCGUUUCUGA
This is a messenger RNA of Galendromus occidentalis (western predatory mite), 1748 nucleotides long. Its product is annotated as alkaline phosphatase, tissue-nonspecific isozyme. Bases 13 to 1521 code for a protein of 502 amino acids. Gene Ontology annotation, biological process: dephosphorylation. The transcript has 8 exons. The record is from RefSeq and is a predicted model, not a curated record. Gene Ontology annotation, molecular function: alkaline phosphatase activity. Lineage: Eukaryota; Metazoa; Arthropoda; Arachnida; Mesostigmata; Phytoseiidae.